AUGAAUUUUCGAGUAUUAAUCAGAGACCUGCUAAAUAAGGACAAAAUGUUUUGGCCACCAUUAAUUGGAUGCGCAUUGAUUCACUGGUCUCUGGGCUUUGCAAGUACAUUUGGAAAUACCGUUCCGUAUAUUGCAAGCUAUAUGUCGCUCAAAGGCAAGCAUAACUUACGCAUUGGAAUGAUUUGUUGGAUUGAUUGUUUUUUUGUAUUGUUCCAAGGUGGAGCAAACUAUUUCUGCCCAAAUAUUGAAUGUAUUAUUGGAAUUCCUUAUUGCUUAAUCAUUGGGGUUUUUUCAUGUAAUGCUGGAUUAUUAAUUUCAUAUUUGUUCUUAGAAAACUAUUUAAUUUACUUAUUUGGAUAUUCCAUAUUAUACGCAAUUGGGAAUGGGUUACUUUUUGCGUCCACAAUUGAAUUCUUGGUUAAUCAAUACUCAAAAAAUUCUCGUUCAAACAUAAUUGGGUUACUUUGGCUACUUAGAGGGGCAUCAAUGUCAAUAAUACCUUCUAUUCAGUCUUCGUUUGUUAAUCCAAAUAAUUUGAAUAAUUAUUAUAUAUUUAAUGGUAAGAAAAUGUUUAAUAGUUUAGUUAUUUUGGAAAAAGUUCCAAAAUUACUAAAGUUAACUUUUAUAUUUUCAGCAAUAUUCCAAAUUUUAGGUGUUAUAAUUUUAAUCGUUAUGCAAAAAAAAAAUCUUAAAAUAAUAGAAAAAGAAAAGAACGUUUUAAAUAGGAGAUAUUUUUUUACAAAUCAAAACUAUAUCUCCGAACCAUUUAUUCUACUUUGGUUAAUUACUUUUCUAACAUGGCCGUGCAUCGAAUAUAUUCAAUUAUUUUGGAAAAUUCAUGGGAUGGUAAACACUGGUCUUGGGGAUUUACAGCUAACAAGAAUUUCUUGUAUUGUAAUGGUUUUACAGACACUACUUAGAGUAUUUUGGGGAGUUUUUGGCCAACUAGCAGGUUAUUUUAAUUGUAUUUGUAUUUUGUCAAUUAUUUUGGUUAUUGGAAUAGUACUUUUAAUGUUCCCCAUUAUUGAAAGCAUAUCUAUUUUCCAGUAUAUUUUGGGAUAUCUACUUGUUUCUAUUGCUCAUUCUGGGAAUUCAGCCAUUUACCCAACAACAAUUAUAAAACACUAUAGUCAAUCAAAACAUACGGAAUUAUUCAUUUAUUUAUUUUCUGCUAAAGUAACUUCUUGCAUAUUUUUUUGUAUUUUCACAGAUUUAACUACUCACUUUUUAAACAUAAAUUAUUCACUGGUUCCAUUAUUAAUAUUUUCUUUGGGAUCAUUCUUUUUAUCCUUCAUUUUAAGGGACAUAAAAAAAAAUCAUAUAUCAAAAAAGAAUAGUAAAAAGAAAUACAUUAAUAUUUAA
Molecule: messenger RNA, 1362 nt
Organism: Cryptosporidium ubiquitum
Lineage: Eukaryota; Apicomplexa; Conoidasida; Eucoccidiorida; Cryptosporidiidae
Exons: 1
Coding region: 1-1362 (453 amino acids)
Source: RefSeq, a predicted model, not a curated record